AUGUAUGCCGGCUGGUUUGACUGUGAUGGCCCUGAUGCCUAUUGGGACGGUUGGCGUGGGUCUUAUAAGGAUGGCGUGACGGCACUCCACGAAGCAGCUAGGGUUGGAUGCUUGGAGAUUGCCCAUCUGCUCAUUGAUGCGGGUGCGGACGUGGAAGCGAUGGACGAUGAUGGGAUCACGGUGUUACACGAGGCAGCCACAUACACCUUUUCCAUGCAGGCAUUCGAUUUGCAGCCAACAGGCAUGGUGGAUCUACUUCUUGCCCACGGCGCUGAUAUCAACGCGCACUACGGCCCGAAGAAGGCAACCGUACUGCACUGUGUAGCUGCUCAAGGGAACGUUGCCAUGUACUACUACGUACCUGUAUCCUUCACCUUGGACAAGAAGGCUUUCGGCAGAGGCAUUACUACUUCCGUACCUUCCAGUACCUUAACUCACUGCCCUCAUCUUACCGUAAUAUAG
Canariomyces notabilis is the source of this 462-nucleotide messenger RNA. RefSeq names its product ankyrin. The record is from RefSeq and is a predicted model, not a curated record. Bases 1 to 462 code for a protein of 153 amino acids. Gene Ontology annotation, molecular function: protein binding. The transcript has 2 exons. Lineage: Eukaryota; Fungi; Ascomycota; Sordariomycetes; Sordariales; Chaetomiaceae.